This is a messenger RNA of Lodderomyces oxycetoniae, 12543 nucleotides long. It is a transcript of the gene DYN1, whose product is annotated as dynein heavy chain. Gene Ontology annotation, biological process: nuclear migration; cytoplasmic microtubule organization; mitotic spindle organization. The record is from RefSeq and is a predicted model, not a curated record. The transcript has a single exon. Gene Ontology annotation, molecular function: dynein intermediate chain binding; dynein light intermediate chain binding; minus-end-directed microtubule motor activity. Lineage: Eukaryota; Fungi; Ascomycota; Pichiomycetes; Serinales; Debaryomycetaceae. Gene Ontology annotation, cellular component: cytoplasmic dynein complex; cytoplasmic microtubule; cell cortex. Bases 1 to 12543 code for a protein of 4180 amino acids.
AUGGUUUUGCUGCUGGAAGAGAGAGGAGUAGGAGUAGGAGUAGGUAUAGAUUAUGAGGGUUUCAAAACAUACCUCUCACAGCUUGCCACCACCUUAUUUGGAGGACCGGCAACAAUUGAGGAAAAUGAGUUUUUGGUACAAAAGUUUCUUGCUACACCCAAUGCCGAUACGAUUUUUUGCGCAAAGAAGAGAGAUGAUGAGGGUAUUGUUAUAUGUGAGGACCCCAAAGUUGUGAAGGCAUUGCUGUCCAAUGUUGAUCAUGUGUUGAUGAUCAUCAAACCUGCCCAGAUUAGUGCCGAUAUCCCGUUUUUGACCCAGUUGAACAUCAUUAAUUUGCCUCUUCAUAUCAAUAGUGAAACCUUGAGAGUAGCGAUUAAUUUUGGAUUAUUGCCAUACUAUGAUAUUGUUUCAGACGAAAGCUCGAGCAAUUUGACGACAAGGAAGAAAUUUAAUGAGUUGAGCUCAUGCUUGCAACAGGCCAACGCCGAGAUUACUGUUUCAGAUUUGUUACUCACAACGCCAUCUAAAAUUAAAGAUAUCCUUGCUCAAAAAACUUCUAUUGACCAAGUGUUGGAAGACACUUCUUUUUUAAAUGAACUCACAAAUACUACAAACAAUUGGGUCAAGCAAAUACAAGCAGUCACCCAUCUUUCACACGAUCCAACGGACGGCGAGUCGAUGGCUGACGAAGUACGGUUUUGGGGCCAAAUGGAAUCGGCACUACUGCUACUUAAUAAGCAGAUUACAUCCUCGGAAAUACAAACCAGUAUGGAGGUACUCAGCCGAGCGAGGAGAUUUCACGUAACACUAAGCUUCGAAAACGAUACUGGUAUUAAUGAAAUGACAAAGAAAACUCAACAACUCAAUGCAUUUUUACGUGACUUACCAAUUAACGAGAUGCUAGGCAUUAACAAUGACCCUGGAUUUGAAAAUUUUCAGCGCCUGGUUAGCCAUUUGUUUUCACACUUGAAACAAAAAUUGGGAUUGUUACCCUUGGACAGAGCCAGAAGAACAGUAGAGGUUUUAUUGAAGGAGGUUGUAUACAAGUUGCAAGAAUUGAUGUCCAAAGAGAACUUAAUGUCUCUUCCAUUUCAAGAAUUAUUACAUUGCAUAGAUAAAUCCCACGAGAUUCUCAAUAAUAUAGAGGCUAACCUAAAAUUCAUGUCCAAUAUACUUCGUGAAUUAUCGCGAAAAACAAAGGACAAGCAUAAAACUACUACUACGACUAUAAAUCAAAGUAAUUUGGACUCACUUCGUAACAAACUAGCUAGUUUAACAAAGUUUCGAAAAAACCAUCAGGAUCUACUAAAAAAUAUUGAAAUCACAUUCUCAGGGGAGGAGGCAUCGGAUAAUGCUGCCAAGCUUAUUGAGGCCUAUAAUACAAAUGUGCUAUCUGCAAACCCAAUAAGCCCAUCUCAUGAGGAUACUAUGAUAUGGACAGUAUGCGAACGAGCAUAUAUGACUAUUUUCAAUACUAUUUAUGCAAACUGGACGUCAAAGGUUAAUGAGUAUUUAAACAAAGCCGAAUAUUUUACAGAUUAUUUACAAGUAUUCCGACGAUUUAGUAGUUAUGACGAGUCCUUGAGUGCUCUAUCUAUACCAAUUAAUGAUACUCAAAAAAUGGCUAUCCUUGAAAGGGCAAUGAGUGAAUUGCAAAUAAUUAAAGAAGAGGCAAAUCACUCAAGAGUAGAAAAAUACAACAAUGGAAUGCUGGCAAUAUUUUUAUGUUUAAGCUUGAGUUCUAAAGUAGAGUUUUAUCGGAAAGGUUUAGAAAUGGUUCUAGGAACAGAAUGGAAAAACUAUUCUAUAGGAUUAAAGAUAGAUGCCAUGAGUAAAAACAUGUUGUCUACGUUGAAUCCGAAUGUAGCCUUUCACAGAUGGGUUGCCGAGGAGUUGGCUACAACAAGCUACAAGAUCCAAAAUAUGGGUACUGUGAUCGACAUUACUAAAGAAGAAGGGGGAGAUAUGAUUCUCAGCUUAAAUGUGAAUAUAGCAAAACUUGAAACAUUUCAAUACCUCAGUUCCUUGAAAUCUCUAGGAUUCACAGCGCCGUCUAGUAUUGUGCUCGAGUCAUCCAAAUUAAAUCAACUAUUACCGAUAGCAGCUGCAAUAGAUGAUCAAAUCCAAGAAAUAAACACUUUGUUCAGGAGCACAUUCAGUGGUCCUAAAGGCGAAAUUAAGCUACUUUUUUCGAAAGCACAUCUUAAAAAACUCAUAGCUCUCAUCAAUAAAGCCACAAAGGUCAAAUGGAUUCAAUUAUCUCAAGCUGCUAGCUUAUUAAAACUGAGUGAACAAUUGUUAAUUAACAGUGAAAGUCUUGUGGAAAUCAAAUCAUUUAAAAACUUUGGUGAAAUCCAAAUACUUCUAGAUCACCUUUAUUUGCAAAAUUGUAAAAUAGACAAUUUUAUGAAUCUUUUAGAUCACUGUCUCCAUGAAUUGAAAACUGCAUAUUUCAAGAAUCAUGAUUUGGAAAUAAUUUUGGGCAAGAUUCAACAAAAACUCCAAGAGACGACGUUUGAAGAGGAAGAGUUAACAGAGAAAUUGGUCAAAGUGUCCAAUGAAAAAAUUGCUAUGAUACUUAGGAAUCGGUUGAAUGAUCAAUUGCUACUUUUUCUCUCCUCAGUUUCACCUGGAGAGAGUAUAAUUGUUAGUGAGUUUGACAAAUAUGUCAAGAACUUCCCACCAUUUGAACAUCAUUUAAGUAUUCAAGAAGGUACAUUAGUCAUAACACCAACAUUAGUCGAAGGAAAAUGCUUUGUUUUCAAUAUUGUAAAAGAAAUGAUUGAGAUUGUACUGGUGCUCAAGAUGAUGAGCAUUAAUUCACACUCACUGAGUAAUUACGACGUGGUGCUGAUGUUAGAUUACCCACCGCACGCUAAUGAGAUGCUUAAUGUUGUGUUUUCCAAAAUUGAAAUGUUGUAUCAAGAAGGAAAUGCAUAUCUUGACCAAUGGAAAAUUUUAGAAAGGUUGUGUGAGAUCAAUUUUCAAGACACUAUGGAUAUAAAAGCAUUGUUGAAUCCACACGAAAGCGUUUUUGAAUGGUUUCGGACUGUGAAGGAUGUCUUUUUAUAUGGUUCACUUUUCGAUGAAGAAGAUUCGUGUAAGAAAUUUGGUCAACUAUUUACAAUUACGUUCAAACCAAUCUUGAACAAGUUUGCUACAUCAUUCGAGUUACUUAAAAAGACUUUACUUCAAUAUUUCACAAGCAGGCUACAGGAGCAAAUAAGCUUAACAAAUACAGAAUUGAUGAAGCUGAAAACGACCUUGCAAUCUCCGUUGCGAUUUGAUGCUGCUACACCAAAAAUCAUGGCAAAUGUGGAAGAAGUUUUUGUUCUGCGAAGCAAGCUUACUGAGUGGGUGGCUCUACUUUCUGAAUACAAGUCGAUUGAGACGUUUUUGAAGAAACAGAGAUUUUUCAAAUUUUCAAGCGAUUGGCUUUACACGGAGAAUUUGGAGAACUAUUUAUCAAUGGUUACAACACUUCUUGAUAAGAAAGAUUUGCUAAUUAAGGAAAAUAAUGAAUUUAUAAGAUCAAAAUUGAAAGUCGAAGCAGAAAAGACUGUUUUGUCGAUCGAAGCUUUGCAAAAGAACUGGGAAGAAAAUAAACCAACUUCAGGUCAUUUGGCACCAGCUACAGCAAUCGAGAGCAUCAACGCAUAUCAAGCACAAUACUCCAGAUUGAAUACUUAUUUAAACACGUUGAGCUAUUUGGCACUGCAACUUCAAUCCUCCAACUCACUUGUGAGUACCAUAAGGAAACCGACUUCAUUUAUGUCAGAUAUUGAAAACUUGAAGCAUGUAUGGUCAUCUGUGAAUGUGCUUUGGGAAGAAUUAGAAGCUAUGAAGUCAAUCACUUGGAGUGCUGUAGACACACGCCACUUGGGGAAGAGACUUGGCGACCUCGUAAAAUCAGCGAGAGAACUACCAGCAAAUAUUAGACAAUAUGCAGCCGUUAACGAGAUUCAACUUCAAGCCAAGUCCUGUUUAAAAUCCCAGGCCAAAGUAGCAGAAUUGAGUUCCGAUGCAAUGAAACCGCGCCAUUGGAGAAAAUUACUUGCACAAUUAGGCUCUUCAAAGUUGUUUGCUGACUUGCGCGUGGGAGAUGUUUGGGAUUUAAACUUGAAUUUGCAUUCGGCGAUUGUUGAUAAAAUUCUUGAACAAGCACGGGACGAAAGGACAAUUGAAGAGUGCUUGAAAGAUAUUCAAGAGACUUGGAGACAAACUGCAUUGGAACUUUUCAAUUUCGAAAACAAGUGUCGUUUGGUAAAAAAUUGGGAAAGUCUACUUGAUAAGUGCGAAGUGGAUCUUAAUACAAUUGGUGCAAUUAGAAAGUCUCCAUACUAUUCUUCGUUUGAAAAAGAGACAUGGGAGCUUGAGAACAAAUUGAGUUCGUUAUACUCGAUAUUAAAUGUUUGGAUCGACGUUCAACGUGAGUGGGUUGAAUUGGAAGGAGUUUUUGGAAAUGAAAACAGCGACAUAAAAAUCAUUCUACCCACAGAGCAUUCGAGGUUCAGUAACUUGACAUUUGAAUUAUUGUCAUUGUUGAAGCGAAUUUACAGGUAUGACCAGGUUAUUGACAUAAUUUUGAUACAGGAUAUCCAUUCAACACUUACGAAACAUUUAGAAACUUUAACGAAAAUCCUGAAAUCUUUGGCUGACUAUUUAGAAAGACAAAGGGAUUUGUUUCCCAGAUUUUUCUUUCUCGGCAAUGAUGAUUUAUUGGAGAUGAUUGGAGCUUCUAAAGAGUUUUCAGGCGUUAACAAACAUUUAAAAAAAAUGUUUGCUGGUGUUGAAAAAGUCGAGAUUGACCUGGCAAGUAACUCGCUCAUAAAUGUACAGAGUAGCGAAGGUGAGGUAUUGAACCUCAUCAAUCCCAUUCCAUUAAAUAAGUAUCCGUUGCUACAUGAAUGGUUAACAAAAUUGGAAAUGGAUAUACAAUUGACAUUAGCUCACCAUGUGGAUUCAAAUAUUACCAGUUGGAAACCACUCAUCACAGACAAUGAUCCAACGCAAGUGCUCGACGUGAUAGUACGUCUUCCAGGCCAAGUUCUCAACAUUUUGACACAAGUCACUUUUACUAGCUUGUAUGAGGAUGCACUAGAGUCCGCCAACGAGAUCGAUGUUGUUAAUAAUAUCCGUCAAUUGUGCGAAUCAAUGAUUAAAACUCUUGUAGAGUUAUUGCGUGUUAGCAAUUCAGUAUUGGAACAAAAAAAGAUUCGAAACUUGAUUAUUGAGAUUUUGCAUCAAAGAAACAUUGCAGAUACAAUUCAGUCAGCACCUUCUAGCUUGGAGAGGCGCCAAAAAUGGUACUUGCAGCAAAGAUUUUAUCAUGACCCACUGGAACUUAGCUCCUUACGUCGUUUAUUGGUGAAACAAGUGAACAGCGAGCACUACUACGGGUACGAAUACUUGGGAAAUCCUGAUAAACUAGCUUACACUCCCUUGAUUGAUGAUUGUUUUAUAGUUAUGACGCAAGCAUUGUCAAACAAGCAAGGAGGGUCCCCAUUUGGACCUGCUGGUACUGGUAAAACAGAGUCUAUCAAGGCUUUAGGGCAAAAUUUAGGAAAAAUGGUUAUUGUUUUUUGUUGUGAUGAAAGAUUUGAUUUUCGGUCUAUUAGCCGCUUACUCCUUGGUUUGUGUCGAAUUGGAGCAUGGGGAUGUUUUGAUGAGUUCAACCGUUUGGAGGACUAUACAUUGAGUGCGGUUUCUUCUUUAAUCGGAACCAUUGAAGAAGGAUUGAAGAAUAGAAAUAAGUUGAUACAUUUGUCAGAUAGGGAAACAUCAUUGAACUUUGAGACUGGUUUAUUCAUCACAAUGAAUCCAGGGUACACUGCCAGAACCGAGUUACCUGAGAACUUGAAAAAGCUAUUCAGAAGUUUUGCUAUGACAAAACCAGAUAUUGAGAAUAUUAUAGAGGUUUUACUUACAUCUCGGACUUUCAAACACUCUAAGGAGUUGUCCAAGAUUAUAAAAAAUGUGUUUGAAGCACUAGAAAAGAAAACAUCAAAUCAAAAGCAUUAUGAUUUUGGCUUGAGGGCUAUAAAAAGUGUGAUCAAUAGAUGUGGUCAAGUCAUUCACGACACACGCCUCCAUGAAAAGCAUGAUGAUGGAGGGAAUGAAUUUCAAAUUAUCUUGCAGUGUAUGGACGAUUUAGUCUCCCCUAGGCUAACAACUCUGGAUAGAAGGGCAUACGAGCAGGUAAAAAUAGAGCAUUUUCCUAAUAUUGGUUCUAGCCAAGGAGAUGAAGUAGAAUUGAAGAACGUAUUGAAAAUGUAUUGUGAAGAUAAUGGAUUUGCAAGAGGAUCUGAAUUAUUUGAUAAGGCAAUGCAAUUAGCAAAAGUUCAGAGUGCCCACCACGGUAUUAUGUUGGUAGGCGAAUCUGGAACAGGUAAAACAACAGUGCUUGAAAUGGUUUUAAGUGCUUUGAAACAAGUUGAAAAUGUAGAUCACUACUCAGUUGUUAUUAGCCCCAAGGUUAUGUCGAAGGACCAAUUAUACGGUAAAUAUGACAAACUCACAAAACUAUGGACUGAUGGUCUUUUUACCAGUAUAUUGAGAAAGAUUGAUGAAAACUCGCGAGGUGAGUUGCAGAAACGAAUAUGGAUUGUGUUUGAGGGGGAAAUUGACCCCGUUUGGGCUGAGAAUCUAAACAGUGUAUUAGAUGACAAUCGGAUUUUGACUUUGCCUACUGGGGAACGUCUAGUUUUGCCUUCUAAUGUGAGAAUUGUUUUUGAGACUACUAAUUUGAAUAAUGCAACCCUUGCGACUAUAAGUAGGUGUGGUAUGGUGUGGUUUGAUGAACAAUUGGUAAAACCUCAUUCGCUUUAUUUCAAGCUCAUUCACGAUAUCAAAGUCUACAUCAAUACAACGAAUAAUAAUGACAAUAUGGAGCAUUAUUAUGAUCGUCAUCAUCGUCAUAUGCCUCCAACAAGUUAUGGUAACAUUGAGCAUCAGAUUCAGGAUAUAAUAACCCUACCACUAUUGGAAGACUCGCACCAAAUGUCACAAAAAGCAAGCCACAUUAUGAAAUAUUCGUUUCAAAGAUCUAUUGAGUCGUUUAAAGCCUUUUUCAAAACUCACCUCAAAAAACUUUUCAACUUAUCAGAAACAACCCUAUCUUUAGUUGACGUGAGGAGUUACAUUGGAAAAGCAGUGGCUAGUUCAUUGAUAUGGGCAUUUACUGGAGAUAGUCCCACCAAAGAUAGGUUAAUGUUUGAAAAGUUUUUAAGGGAACGUAACGCGCUUUUGUUUGUAGAUUUUCCAAAGGCUAGUAUAUUGGACUUUGAAAUUGGGCUUCCAGAGGGUGACUGGAUAAGCCUAGAAUCCAAGGUUGGAGAUGUAGUAGACUUGGAGACGCACCAAAUUUCCGACCCAAACCUUAUCAUUCCAACAGUAGAUACAAUAAAACAUGAGUAUCUCAUGUAUUCAAUACUAGACGCCCACAAACCUUUGUUGUUGUGUGGCCCGCCUGGUUCGGGAAAAACAAUGACGCUUUUGAAGGCUCUAGGUAGCACACCAGAUUUGGAUCUCCUUUGUCUCAAUUUUUCAAAAGAAAGUACGGUGCCAUCCAUAAUUACAUCGUUGGAAAACUUUUGUGUUUACAAAAGAAUAAAUGGGAAAAUGCUGCUUUGUCCUAGAGUCAAUGGGAAAUGGGUAGUUGUAUUUUGUGAUGAGGUGAAUCUUCCCAAAACAGAUAGGUUUGGAACUCAAACAGUGAUAGCAUUACUCAAACAAUUAAUCGAAUACAAUGGCUUUUGGCAAACAAAAGAUAUGCAAUGGGUCUCACUACAAAACAUUCAGUUUGUUGCAGCUUGUAAUCCACCUACCGAUUCAGGUAGAUACGAAUUGAGCAAUAACUUCUUGCGAAGAGUAUGCUUGAUUAUGGUUGAUUAUCCUGAGCAAAACUCCUUGGUUCGAAUUUAUCAAACAUUCAAUGAUGCAGUGUUGAAACUAUGUCCUAACUUGAAAGCUUACUCGGUUGAUAUCACACGAGCAUCCGUGGAUGUGUAUGAGCAAUCGAAAAAGAAAUUCACCCCAUUAUCUCAGUCUCAUUAUGUUUACUCUCCUCGUGAAUUAACAAGAUGGAGUCGAGGGUUACUAGAGGCGCUUAAACAAUGCGCUUACAAUGAUUUACCUGACCUAUUGCGUCUAUGGUUUCAUGAAGGAUUGAGGUUGUUUUUUGACAGGUUGUGUUGUGAAGAAGAGAGAACUUGGACUAUACAAUUGUUUCAUAAUGUCGCCAAAAAUUGCUUUCCAAACGUCGAUUUCCAUACUUGUUUCCGUUUGCCUGUACUUUACAGUGACUGGAUGUCUUUAGGAUACCAAUCUGUUAAUGAAAAAGAAUUAAAGAUGUUUGUUCACGAGAGACUAAGGGUUUACAUGGAGGAGGAUACCGGUGCCAAACUAGUCUUACACUCGGAGAUGUUGGACCAUAUUUUAAGAAUAGACAGAGUACUCAAACAACCACAAGGUCACAUGAUUUUGAUUGGCCCUAGUACUAGUGGGAAAACGACACUUUCUAAGUUUGUGGCUUGGAUUAAUGGGUUGAAAACUGAACAAUUGAUGGUUAGGCGUAAUUACACUUUGGAUGAUUUUGAUGAAUUUUUGAGGAAUUUAUUAUUGCGCUGUUUAGAGGGUGAGAAAAUAUGUCUUUUGAUUGAUGAGUCAAGCAUUAUCGAAGCAAGUUUUAUUGAACGAAUGAAUACUUUAUUAGCAAACGCGGAAGUGCCAGGCUUAUUUGAAGGAGACAACCAUGUGAGCCUCAUGGACAAGUGCCUCGAAAAGUCGCAAUUGCAAGGAUUGUUACUCGAUACAGACGUUGAAUUGUACAGAUGGUUUACGGAGCAGUUAUCUCGUAAUUUGCACGUUAUAUUCACAAUGAACGACUCCACGCGGGGCGUAAGUCAGAAAGUGAUAUCGUCGCCAGCGUUGUUCAAUCGUUGUGUUUUGAAUUGGAUGGGUGAUUGGACAAAUGAUUGUUUACAUCAAAUUGCCAUGACAGAAUUGAACUCGAUUCCAAUUGUUAAUCAAGGUUAUAAAGAUACAAGUAAGGAAUAUAGAGAUGCAGGUGUAGGAUUGGCAUCUACAAUAGCUAGAACUAUGGUACGCAUUCAUAAAGGCGUAGCUCUUGACGAGCAUGUUGUUGGACUUCGACAGGUUUUCCCAGCACAGUUUUUAACAUUUUUGCGUACUUUUUCCCAGUUGUGUUUUCAAAAGCAAGUAGAAGUAGAUGAACGGCAAAGGCACCUUAUUCUUGGAUACGACAAGUUGAAAGAAACCGUUAUUCAGGUAGAUAGGAUGAAGUCGGACCUCAAAAACAAAGAGAUACUUUUACGGAAUAAGAAUCAAGAGGCCAGGGCUACACUAAACAAAAUGCUAGUAGAUCAAAACGAGGCAGAGCGAAAACAAGAAUUUUCAGUGGAAAUGCAGGUUGAACUUGAAAAACAAGAAAGGGAGAUUAAUCAGAGAAAAGAGAAGGUGUUGAGGGAUCUACAAUACGCCGAACCUGCUGUUAUAGAAGCCCAACGAGGCGUUCAGAAUAUCAAGAAACAACAUCUUACAGAAAUAAGAAGUAUGUCGAAUCCUCCAAAAGCUGUCAAGGUUACAAUGGAGUCUGUAUGUAUAUUGUUAGGUUACCAAGUUUCCGGCUGGAAGGAUGUACAAUUGGCAGUUAGAAGUGAUGAUUUUAUCUCCAAUAUAGUCACCUUCGACUGUGAGGUUCAAUUGUCUUCUGAACUUCGGGAAUAUAUGGAAGCAGUGUAUUUGGCGAGAGAUGAUUUCACCUACGAGAUUGUUCAUAGGGCCAGUAAAGCAUGUGGACCACUACUUGAGUGGGUGCGCGCUCAGUUGGAAUACUCCAAAAUCUUGAAGCAAGUCGGUCCUUUACGUGACGAAGUUCGGCUUUUGGAGCAGAAAUCUCUUAAAACUAAAGCUCAAUUAAUUGCCAUUGACCAAAUGAUAAAGGAAUUAGAAGAAAAGAUUGAGGAUUACAAAAUUGAAUACAGUGAAUUGAUCAGAGAAACUGAAAAAAUAAAGAUGGAAUCAGUAGAAGUAGAGCGACGGGUCAAUAGGAGUACUCUGUUAAUCCAGAGUCUUGCGAACGAGAAAGCUCGUUGGAAGGCUUCGAUAGAAUGCUUCGAUAAACAAAAUGAUGAAGUAGUUGGAAGUGCAUUAUACGCUGCUGCAUUUGUAACAUAUGCUGGUUCAUUUGAUGAGAAAGGUCGGUCAAAAAUACAAAGCUUUUGGAAAGAGCAGAUUAAGCAAUCGGCAAUUUCAUUUGAUGAAAACUUUGCUAUCUCACACUAUCUAAUGGAACCAAUGGAAAUAAAGAAUUAUGUAUCAAACGGCUUGAUAGAUGAUGAUUUAAGUAAGAACAAUGUUGCAUUGAUGCAAUGGGCUAAAAUCCCAAUUUUAAUAGAUCCCACCGGCACAAUGGCAGAUAUUAUCGCAAAAACAUGUUCUGAGAAAAUGAUAACCGUGACAAGUUUCUUGAGUGAGGGUUUUAUCGAUAGCUUGGAGAAUUCUAUGCGUUUUGGAGGCUUGUUCAUAAUUGAAGACUGCGAAAAUUACGACCCCAUCAUUGAUGAUGUUUUGAGAAGUGAGGUUCAAAAGACUGGUGGAAGGUUAACUGUUCGAUUAGGUGACCAUUUUACAGAUUUUAACUCAAAGUUCAAGCUAAUCAUGUGCACAAAGCAAGCUCAAUUAAACUUGCUGGAUUUUGUACUUUCCCGAACGAGCGUGGUCAAUUUUUCAAUCACAGUGAGUAGUUUGGAAAAUAUAGCACUCGAUCUAGCAUUGCAAGAGUCGAAUCCAAAGUUGCAAAAGCAAAGAUCGGAUUUAAUUUUGGCAAAUGGAGAAAACAGGUUGCGUUUGCAAGAGUUGGAAAAGAAACUUUUGGAAUGUUUGUCCCUGACAUCGCAAGGUAUUUUAGAAAACGAUGACCUUCUCAAGUCACUUGAAAUGUUGAACGUUGAAUCACAAGAAUUAAACAGAAAGCUUAGUAGUGCGGAUGAGAUCAUAUCGAAAGUCGAAAAAACCAGAGAACAGUUUGCCGAAUCAGCUAAACAAUGUACCGCAAUUUUUGCAAAGGCAAUGCAACUCAAAAAGGUGUCCAAGUUUUAUGGUCUUUCUGUUUCUCUAUUUUCAUCAGUUUUUUCCAAAGUUAUAAAGGGGGUUUCUUCAGAUGCUAUUAUUGGAAUCUUGUCUAAAUUUUGUCAAGAAUUGUAUGAUGUAUUUUCAGUAUCAUUGCGAUAUGAGGACAAGAUUGUAUUUGGUGCACUCAUCAUGAUAACAGCACAUUCGGAGAGAUUUGGAGCUUUGUACAACAGUGCAAUCAAAAGCCUUCUUUCAUGUGUAUAUCACCAGCCAUCGACUUUGAAUAUUGAUAGUAUAAAGUUGCCUUUAUCUUUUGGUCAAGACCAAGAUGAGGAGCUUUCCAAGAUUUUGUUUCCAUUGAUAAACAUUUUACAGAAGAAGAAUCCGGAUUUGUUAGGGUUUUUUGAUAAGCUAACUUCAGAAACGAGAGCCUUUGCUGUGACGUACAGUUCGAGAUACCAUCAGCUUCUGCAUUGGGUCAAGGAAGAGAAGCAUACUACUUCUAGUGUUUUCAUUGUUACAACCUGCGACGACUUUGAUGCUACCUUCAAAUUUACGACUUAUGCCGAAGCUGAAAAUAUAAGCUGUCUGGUAAUUUCAAUGGGAUCUACCGAGAGCUCUGCCUUGGUAAAUAAUGAGUUGACGUCCGCUGGUCAGAGUGCAAAAUGGGUUAUUCUUCAGAACGUUCAAAUGGCUCCUUUGUGGCUCGCCCAGCUUGAUGCUACCAUCGACAAGUUGCAAUUGCAUCCUGACUCAAAAGUAUUCUUAACCUGUAAUACCAGAUCAAGAAUUCUGGAUAACUUGAUAAAUCAUAGCAAGGUUCUCCAUUUUGAAAACGAUAGUUCCUUUCGUGGAGCAUUAUUGGAGACGUUCCUAUCGAUUCCUUCUACAUUUUUACAUAAUGCAAUUCAUUUGCACAUAUUCCUAUUGUUCACCUGGUUUCAUAAGCAGGUUUUGGAGACACUACGGUACACUCCAUUCACUUUUGAAAAAAGUUACGAUAUCAGUGAAGCUGAUUUUAUGUGUGGUAUCUCCCAAAUCCACAAAAUUCUAGCUUCAACUAAGAACGAUGUUGAUCAGAUACCUUGGCUUGUGUUGAGAUUCCUAAUAGGUGAUAUAAUAUAUGGUGGUAAAUUUGACAAUGAAAAGGACAAGCAAAAGAUUCGGAAUCUUGUAAACAGGUUGUUUGAUGCGUCGUCGCUUGAAUCGGACUUUAAUAUCAUACAAAAUGAGCUAACUGAAGCAUCAAAAGAGAUAUUACACUUGCCUGAGGGUAUUUCUUUGGAGGUUUAUACUCAGUGGAUAGAAACCUUGCCUGAAAUAAUUCCACUCUCUUGGCUAGGAUUGAAACCAGAAUUAGGGAAAGCUAGGAACGAUGUAUUGGCCAAUGGCGUGACUACAAAAAUUGCCGAUUUACUAGAAAUUCCUUUAGAAGAUGAUGAUGUUUAA